Xenia sp. Carnegie-2017 is the source of this 1407-nucleotide messenger RNA. Its product is annotated as ryncolin-1-like. The transcript has 5 exons. The record is from RefSeq and is a predicted model, not a curated record. The coding region runs from base 416 to 1192 and encodes 258 amino acids. Lineage: Eukaryota; Metazoa; Cnidaria; Anthozoa; Malacalcyonacea; Xeniidae.
AAGACAUUUAAGACAAGACAAGAUGGUGAGCUUUAUUUGUGCAUUGGUGGCGAUUACCUGCAUCGUUGUUAAUAUUCAAGGAGUGAGAUUAACAAAUGAAAAGGAAGAUGAUUUAAAAGAUUUCUACUCAAAAUUCAGCCAUGACAUGAAACGCGCCAUAAAAUCCGAUGAAAACAAUGCAACUUUGAAAUCACAAAUUGCAGCAAUAGACAGACAAAUAAAAACACUUCAAACAUAUCACAAAAAUCUACAGACGGAGAAAAAACAUCUUCAAACAUUUAAGUUAAUUCUUAAACACAAAAUCAAUAGGACAGAAGUACAAAAAUAUACACUAGUGAAACUACAACAAAAAAUUAAGAAAGUCGAAUUGAAAAUGAUUGAUCUGUCGUCACAAAUGAAAAAACUUGAUGCAUAAAUGGCAACAUUACAAACCGAGUUGAAAAGUCUUGAAAAACAAUUGAAAACACUUUACAUGGAAAAUGAAAAUCUUACAAAUAUCUCGGAAAAAGGAAAAGAUUGCGCAGAUCUUUACAGAAAAAGUAUAAGACACAAUGGAAUAUACAUGGGAAAAAACUGUGCAGAUCUUUACAAAAAAGGUAAAAAAAAGAACGGAGUUUAUCAAAUUGAUCCAGAUGGCCAGGGUUAUUUCGAUGUUUUCUGUGAUAUGAAGACAUCUGGUGGAGGUUGGACUGUGUUUCAAAGACGUCAAGAUGGAAGUGUAGACUUUUAUCGAAAUUGGAAAAACUAUACACAAGGAUUUGGUAAUCUUACUUCUGAAUUCUGGCUUGGAUUGGAUAAAAUAUACCGACUAACAUCAGCCAAGAGAAAUAAACUUCGUGUUGACUUGGGAGACUGGUCAGGAAACAAAGCAUAUGCUGAAUAUGAUUAUUUUGCUGUAAAGAAUGAAACACAUAAAUAUCAGUUAAGUCUUGGUGCAUAUUCUGGAAAUGCUGGAGAUUCAUUAUCCUAUCGUAAUGGCAUGGCGUUUUCAACCAAAGAUUCAGAUAAAGAUAAAUAUAAAGGAAACUGUGCUUUUCGCCACAAAGGUGCUUGGUGGUAUAAUAGCUGUCAUUCUUCUAACCUGAAUGGGCACUACUAUAGUGGCAACCAAGACAAUAACAAAGGUGUGACUUGGUAUGCUUGGAAACGUUUUAUAUCCUUAAAGUUCACUGAGAUGAAAAUAAAACCAUAAAGAAUUUCCAAUGACUGUGAUGUUAUAAAUUUGAUCAUUAUUUCUAAUGAAACUUCCAACAUAUAAUAAUAAAAAAGAACUUUUAUGUCUUUUAAAAAUUCUUUAUAAUCAUUAUCAUUUAAAAAAGCGUUGAAAAAAUUGAUAAAAAUGCUGUGGUGAAAUAAUAUUUUCCCUAAAUUAGAGCUGAUUUAGGUAAUUAUAUGAUUCUAAUUUUA